UGGCCUUCGUUGUGCCAGCUUGGCCUACUCUUCUCCCUUCGCCUCGUGCUCUCCCACUACUAUUCCCGACCGUUGGUCCGACCUAUACCACGAUUUCAAACACCACCACCUUUGGUUUUCCAUCGCCGAAGCGCUCGGACUUGGCGGCUCUCUCCGAUCGUUCCUCAACCUUCUGCCGCAACCACCACCACGCGGCGGAGGGGAAGGGUGGUGAGCCAUGGGAGUGCUAGUGGAGUCGCCGUGGCUGUCCAUACGUGAGGUGGUGAUCCAGAGCGUGACGGCCUACCACGCCCAGCAGCAGCAGCGGAAGAGGAAGAGCCUCUCGUGGAGCAGUGCUGAUGGAAGCGGCGGCUCAGCGGUCGGGGACGACGGCGACAUCGGGUUCUGGGAGGAGGAGGAGGAGGGCACCAUGGAGCUGGCCCAGAUCGGGGCCGAGCGGACCAAGAACGUGCUUAUCCUGAUGAGCGACACCGGCGGCGGUCACCGGGCUUCUGCGGAGGCCAUUCGUGAUGCCUUCCGUAUCGAGUUCGGGGAUGAGUACAGGGUGUUUGUGAAAGAUUUGGAUGGCCGCUGAACGAUAUGGAGAGGUCCUACAAGUUCAUGGUGAAGCAUGUGCAAUUAUGGAAGGUGGCCUUUCACAGCACCUCUCCUCGAUGGGUUCAUAACUUGUAUCUUGCUGCCAUCGCAGCCUUCCACGCCAAGAAGAUGGAGGCCGGUCUGAAGAAGUACAAGCCUGAUAUCAUCAUCGGCGUCCAUCCUCUCAUGCAGCACAUUCCUUUGUGGGUGCUGAAAUGGCAGAACCUUCAGAAAAGAGUUAUUUUUGAGACUGUCAUCACUGACCUCGGCACCUGCCACCCUACAUGGUGCGUUCAACCACAUUAACCAAGCUCAUGCUGCCAUCUCUGUAUACGACCUGUAAUUAAUGGAAGAACCGUAGCUGUUUCAGGUUCCACACCGGAGGAAGUAUCAAAGAGGGCUUCAGCGGAUGGCCUAGAGCCUUCACGGAUCCGUGUGUUCGGUUUGCCCAUCAGACCUUCCUUCUGUCGAGCAGUCUUAGUCAAGGAUGAACUGAGGAAAGAGCUGGAGAUGGAUCCUCAACUUCCUGCGGUCUUGCUCAUGGGAGGAGGUGAGGGAAUGAUGGGGAUAGAUUCUCUGUUCUUGUUCUAAUUGGCGUGUGUGCAACUCAUAUCCAAGUCUACGUUUCUACACUGUCAAUAUAUUUGUAAAGAUGUCCUCAGUGUCUGUCUAACUUCAUAGCAACGCAGCUGAACUUUUGUUUAAGUCAAAUCUUUGUCAUCGAGUGA
This is a messenger RNA of Musa acuminata subsp. malaccensis (wild Malaysian banana), 1304 nucleotides long. NCBI's taxonomy places the organism in Eukaryota, Viridiplantae, Streptophyta, Magnoliopsida, Zingiberales, Musaceae. The record is from RefSeq and is a predicted model, not a curated record.